This is a messenger RNA of Hemibagrus wyckioides, 1756 nucleotides long. RefSeq names its product Jun proto-oncogene, AP-1 transcription factor subunit (gene jun). Gene Ontology annotation, cellular component: transcription regulator complex. NCBI's taxonomy places the organism in Eukaryota, Metazoa, Chordata, Actinopteri, Siluriformes, Bagridae. Gene Ontology annotation, biological process: regulation of cell population proliferation; regulation of cell cycle; regulation of transcription by RNA polymerase II. The transcript has 2 exons. The record is from RefSeq and is a predicted model, not a curated record. The coding region runs from base 288 to 1247 and encodes 319 amino acids. Gene Ontology annotation, molecular function: transcription factor binding; DNA-binding transcription factor activity, RNA polymerase II-specific; RNA polymerase II cis-regulatory region sequence-specific DNA binding.
GAUAAGGUUGGCCUCCACGCUGGAGGAGCUCAGUAUACAGACUUCGCUCCAGAGAAACAACCGAGAGACGAAAUCAAACACAAAAGUUAAGAACCAUACGCUUUCCGAUCGCAAGACACUUUUAAAGCUCAUAACAGGGCGAGAUAGAUUCGUUUCCAUCUCUUCUUCGAACGGUCUAGUUCGUUUCGAUAACUUUUUCUCUCUUUUCUUCUCGCGGCAAAGUUUGUUACGGGACAAGGAGUGUAAGCAAACAGGGGGACAGUGAAGUUUGAAGCCGCCUGCUGUUGAUGGAAACUACUUUCUACGACGACUCACUGAGCGGCGCGUUCACCCAGCACGACGGCGCCGCGUUCGGAUACAACGCCAAAGCGCUGAAACACAGCAUGACACUGAACCUGUCGGACCCGAGCAGCACGCUCAAGCCGCACCUGCGACCCAAAGCCAAUGAAAUCCUCACGUCGCCGGACGUGGGCCUGCUCAAGCUGGCCUCUCCCGAGCUCGAGCGCCUGAUCAUUCAGUCCAGCAACGGUCUGAUUACCACGACUCCAACUCCAACCCAGUUCCUGUGUCCCAAAAAUGUCACGGACGAACAGGAGGGGUUCGCCGAGGGAUUCGUGCGAGCGCUGGCCGAGCUUCAUCACCAGCACAUGCCGCCCAGCAGCGUCACCACGACUCCUCAAACUACGAUCAACAACUCCAUGGCGCCCGUAUCGUCCAUGGCGGGCGGAGCCGUGUACAACUCAACCGUGCGCUCUGAACCGCCGGUCUACGCUGACCUGAACACGUUUAACCCGGCUAUCACCACGGCACCGAGCUUCACCAGCGCCAACCCGGCCAUGAGCAGCUACACGACCACGUCUAUGCCACCGCAGCAGCAGCAGCAGCAGCACACCAUGGCCGUGCAGCACCCGCGCCUGCAGGCGCUCAAAGAGGAGCCGCAGACGGUGCCCGAGAUGCCCGGGGAGACGCCGCCGCUCUCGCCCAUUGACAUGGAGAGCCAGGAGCGCAUCAAGGCAGAGCGCAAGCGCAUGCGCAACCGCAUCGCCGCUUCCAAGUGCCGCAAGAGGAAGCUGGAGAGAAUCUCCCGCCUCGAGGAUAAGGUCAAGACGCUCAAAUCGCAGAACUCAGAGCUGGCAUCCACCGCCAACAUGCUGCGCGAGCAGGUCGCCCAACUCAAGCAGAAAGUCAUGAACCACGUCAACAGCGGCUGUCAGCUCAUGUUGACGCAGCAGCUGCAGACAUUCUGAAAAGGGAGAGAGAGAGAGAGGGGGGACAAAUGGAGUUGUCACGUAACGGACUGAAAGGACACGCUAACCAGAGGCGUCAGGCCGGUUAAAGCAUCUCUACUGGCAAUAGUCCACCAGGACCGGGAACUGUGUGACCGCGCGCCUUUACGCUUUGGCGCGUGAAAGGAUGUCCGGAUUGGAGUUGAAAACUCCGCGGACUGCGUUCACUGGUGACAAACCGGGACACAACCGGACAGCAUGAGAGCCUCGCACUGUUACAUGUUGUUUCUUCUUUUUUUCCUAAUGACAAAAAAAGAGACUCAACCUUGCUCAUUUUUGACCAAGUUGUGCAUGGACCUAAGCUUUACAGGAGCACUCAGUAUUAGAAGAGAAAGAGAGAACUGUGUAGGAACGUUGUACUGGCGCGCCAAAAGCAGGAAGUUGCGUCCACUUAUGUCCGAAAAAAAAACUUGUUGACAAAAGCUGCCUGACUUCUGAGUUGCAAUGUACCUUUACUGCUCUUAAACUGA